AUGUACACGGUGCGCGGGUGUGCAACAGCGAAAGGCCAGCGAGAGAGGCAGAGGAGCCUAGUAAUUGUGUUGAAUACUAAAGAUUCCCUAGAAUGUGCUUCAGUUAUCAUCCCGUCGUCGUUAGUGGAUAUACGCCCGCACGUGAGGAUCGCCGCCCCACGCCGUUGUGAGGGCAGGACAUCUUGCUCACGGCGGGUCACGUCUGCGAGAGCCGUGGCGACGCGGAGGGAAUUUGAUGCUCGUCGCUCGGCGCCUCAGCCGAACACGCGGAUGUACACGGUGCGCGGGUGUGCAACAGCGAAAGGCCAGCGAGAGAGGCAGAGGAGGAGGGAGUCCGACUCCCAACCCAGUCGUUCAUUGCCCUGUGUGCCGGAGAUCGAUGCAGGUAUAACACCCCCAAAUUAUACAAAUGAACUUGGUGGGGCCGUCGACAGGUGUUACGGAAGCAGAGAGAAGGAUGAGGCACGGCGAAUGGAUGAAAAGGACAAUGAGAGCAUAGAAACAAUCACCAAUCGUUACUUGAGCUGCAUCAAGUUUUUUGCUCUUGAAGGUAUCCCACAGAAAUGGCUGGAGUCUGUUGGAGAUGGCCAUGGCUUCUCCCUGGAGAUGGUGACCAUCACUACGGCCCGACCAAUAGUAGGUAUAGCCAUCUACACUAAUCGUGCCGCUGCCAGAUUGCCUUCCUGUCCCACAGGGAUGAUGACGCUGGAACAAGAACGCGAGGACCCUAAGGGGGCCGCCGGAGGAGAGACGAGCCACCCGGACCCCCGGCCCGGGCCCCAGAGCUUCCAGCCCUCCCAGCCCUCCCACCACGCCCGCCUGACCAACCCUCGCGUCCCGUCGAGCCUCAUGAAGCCCGGUCAGAAUCCACGGCGGCCUAGAACUCCCGUGAGACAGCACCAGGUGGACUCCCCUUCGUCUGCCCCAGAAGUUCGCCCAAGUUCGCUCCAGGGUCAGCAGCAACAGCAGAUUCCUUUUCCAUCACUGGCAGAAAAAAGACCAUUAAAUCAAAGCAAAAAAAACUUUUUGGCACAAAUAGCAGUCCCGGGGCAGGGGCCUGCGAGAUCAGCGCAAGAGCAGGCGCACAGGACCGUGCUGUGUCAGGGCAGAAAAAAAUCCCUAGGCUCAAUAUUCACGCCGAAGGUGACGGGAGACGCGACUGGGAGACGAGGCAGCGAAACGGGCCUGGGUCAGAAACUGAAAAAGAUGGCAUGCGAGGUUGUUGUCCCGCCCCUCCCACCACCCCCGGACCCAAGGGUCCAGGCGCGCGUGCCGCCGCAGCCGGUCAGUCUGGAAAGCAUCGAAAGUGUCAAUCUGAUGGAUCUCUCGAGUGACACGGAAAAGGACUUCGAUGGCGUACUUUUAGAACACAAACCUUUGAGCGACGCAGCUCCAUGUGUCAUGAACAUGGAGCUUAGCGCCAUAUCAGCUCCUUGUCGGGUAACCUGCUCCCCCCUCGCCUCCCCCUUGUGGGCAGCAAACACAGUAAGCUCAACGCUCACAGCAUCAACAUCCUCUUCCUCCACUGCCGUUCCGUCGCGCUCUUCACGAAGAAAAUCCUCAACCCUGCUAUCUCCCGUCCCCGUGGGAGUGUCCACCAAGGGCACACUCAGCUCAACGGACGCAGCGCCGUUCACAGAGCCACCGGCCGCCGACAUGUCCCUCGUCGGUCCCCUGAACACGGCAGACACAGUGCCGCUCUUGUGUCCGUCGGCGUCCACGGACAGCACACAGACGGAGGAGGAGUUCAGCACCAGCAUCAUGCCAGACAUAUCUCUCAUUAAAAGAUCCUCUCUGAUCACAUCGCACACCACAGCUUCUGGUGCUUCCAUCAGUCCAUCUGUAACUCUGCCUCCUCCAGCCAUUUCUGCGGCUCUUCCAUCAGGAGAACCGCUGGAGAGUUUCCUGCCUCCCGUCCCGAGCGCGGUGGAGUCUCCCGCCCAAUGCCCUGGCGAUGCUUCGGCGAAACCAAGCAUAGCGUCGCCUGCGCCCCUGUCGACCCCCGACCUCAGAAUCGACAUAUUCGAGGCGGACUAUCCGAGCGACGGAUGGCUGCCGGGAGGAGCGGAUGGAGCUAUGGAGGUCGGCUCACCUCCCGCCGCCUCCGCUGGCUUCCCGGCCAUCACGCCGGAGGACUUGACGCCCGCUGAGCUGCAUGAGUUCGACAUGAAAUACGGGUCCCCUCAUCAUGCUCAUUCGCGCUCCAUCAAGUCCUUGGCGAGGCCCACGCUCCUCGCCCUGCCGCCGGAGAAGCCGAGAUUUGUGGCGCUUCCCUUCAACGGGGACGAGGACGAGGACGACGACUACUACCGCCUCAGGCACUUCUCCAUCACCGGGCGCCGCAUCGUCAACCGAGGCGACUCUUUCAAGUCUCGAAGGACGCGCUCCAAUACCAGUGUGGCGUCGGACGCAUCGAGUUUUCUUAUAUUGGAGAUUCGCGAUCUUUGCAAAAUUUCAUACUAUAAUUUACUAAUACGUGUUCUGAUGACGGGCGGAAACAGAAUUGUGACGUCAUUAGAGGGCGGGGCCAACCUUGUGACGUCCCUGGUAGGCGGGGCCAACCUAAUGGCGACACUGGAAGGGGCGUGUCGCACUCUCGCUCCAGGCCUCCCCCCAGCCAUCACCCUCUCCUGUGACGACGUGUCGUGCAUAUCUUCCAAAGGGCCUCUUCCACUCACACAUGGUUGUCUCGUGAAGACACAUGCAUAA
Messenger RNA from Penaeus vannamei (Pacific white shrimp), 2709 nucleotides. NCBI's taxonomy places the organism in Eukaryota, Metazoa, Arthropoda, Malacostraca, Decapoda, Penaeidae. The record is from RefSeq and is a predicted model, not a curated record.